GAUAAACUUGGGAUGAUUCCACCGCCGGCCGGCGAGUCAAAGUCAGUCUAUUUUUCUCCUUUGUUUUUCCACAAAAGCCCAUCCACUCUCUUUCUCCGAAUCCAGACAAAGCCUCAGCUGCCUUACAAGACUCUCUCUCUCUCAAACCCUCUCUGAAUAAUAUCUCACUCUCAGCUUCCUUCCACAAUUCAACUAAGCUUCUGUCGCCGGCGGAAUCGGCGCCGCCGUGAGGAUCAUAUUCUGAGGGUUGAGGUGUUAUCCGGAAAUGGAACCGCCGGAAAGUAUUACGUUGGAUGCUGCGGAGAAGAUAAUCUUGCGGUGGGACUCGACGGCGUCGGAGGAGACGAGAGAUCGGUUGAUCUUCGAAGGCGAUCGGCGGGAGGUGGAUCAGUAUUUGCAGGCCGUGGAUGAAAUCCAGCGGUCGAUGUCGGCGGCGACGAUUUCCGACGGUGACUGUAAAGUGAACAGCACUAUCCAGAUCGCCAUGGCGAGGCUGGAGGAUGAGUUUCGGAGCAUUCUGAUCAGCAACACCAGUCCGCUGGAGACUGAUUCGCUUAUCGAUUCAAGUUUUUCGACUCACUCGAGUUUGAUAACCGAACACAGUGGUGAAUUUGAAGAGUACCCGGAGGAUGAGCGUGUGCUGGGGCAAGUCGGAGAAUCACCAAAAGCAGGUGAGUCGAGUUCGAGAGCGAGCGCGAGUUAUCGAUCUACGAAUAGUAUUCGCGAGCUGGAUCUGAUUCCAGCUGAAGCAAUCGACGAUCUUCGAUGCAUAGCCGAGAGGAUGAUCUCUGCCGGAUAUCUCCGCGAGUGCGUUCAGGUGUACGGGAGCGUACGGAAGUCAGCUGUGGACUCGAGCUUUCGACGGCUCGGUGUCGAGAAUCUGAGCAUCGGCGAUAUCCAACGGCGGGAGUGGGAUGUGUUGGAGGUGAAGAUCAGGCGUUGGAUAAGAGCCGCUAAAGUGUGCGUGAGGAUUCUGUUUGCUAGCGAAAAGAGGCUUUGUGAGCAAAUCUUCAAAGGUCUAGACACCGCUAUCGAUGAUGCUUGCUUCAUAGAAACUGUUAAAGGUCCAGCAAUUCAACUCUUUAAAUUCGCUGAAGCGAUAAGCAUAAGUCGGAGAACGCCGGAGAAGUUGUUCAAGAUGCUGGACCUUCACGAUGCUUUAUUGGACCUGUUACCGGAUAUUGAUGCCGUUUUUGAAUCAGAAUUGUCAGAAUCUAUUCGAAUUCAGGCAGCUGAGAUCCUAUCACGCUUGGCGGAGGCAGCCAGAGGGAUAUUAUCGGAAUUUGAGAACGCUGUGCUCUCUGAGCCUUCGAAGGUUCCGGUUCCGGGUGGAACAAUUCACCCCUUGACUAGAUAUGUGAUGAAUUAUAUCAAUUUGAUAUCUGAUUACAAGCAAACCCUCAUUGAGCUUAUAGUAUCAAAGCCCUCAACCGGGUCAAGAUACUCCGGCGACCAGACUAUGCCAGAUAUGGAUUUUGCAGAGUUUGAGGGGCGAACUCCCUUGGCGCUUCAUUUGAUUUGGAUUAUUGUAAUUUUGCAAUUCAAUGUGGAGGGGAAGUCCAAGUGCUACAGAGAUAACGCUUUGGCUCAUUUGUUCAUUAUGAACAAUGUUCACUACAUUGUUCAGAAGGCCAAAGGGUCAGAGGAACUGCGGGAGAUUAUUGGUGAUGAUUACUUAAAGAAGUUAACAUGGAAAUACCAACAGGCGGCUACUAGCUACCAGAGAACAACUUGGGUGAGGGUGCUGUAUUGUUUGAGGGAUGAGGGGUUGCAUGUGAGUGGAAGUUUUUCCUCUGGGGUCUCAAAGAGUGCUUUGAGAGAGAGGUUCAAGGCCUUCAAUGCUAUGUUUGAGGAGGUUCAUAGGACCCAGGCAAUGUGGCAUGUGCCAGAUUCUCAGCUCCGGGAGGAGCUUCGGAUAUCUAUAACAGAGAAGUUGCUCCCAGCUUAUAGGUCAUUUCUUGGGCGGUUCAGGAGCCAUAUAGAGAGUGGAAGGCACCCAGAGAAUUACAUCAAGUACUCAGCAGACGAUUUAGAGACUGCUGUCUUGGACUUCUUUGAGGGAUACCCGGUCUCACAGCACUUGAGAAGGAGAUCUCAGUGAAGGAAUGAAAAGAAUUUUACAAAGUAGAAGCUAGGACACAUUCUUUGAAUUUUUGAUGGGAGUAUGUGGGCAAUGUGGUGCUGGUUACUCUGGGAUUUCCUGGGCAUUCAGAUUCUUACACUAUUUUGUUAUCAGAAAACAGGGGGAAGAGAGGAAGAUGGCUAAAAGUGGCUUGCUUUCUUGAGCAUUUUUAUGCAUUUUCCUAUCCUUUCCUUUUCCUCAAUCUCUCUGGGACUUAACUUGAGGGUCGUGGCUAAGAAGAAAUGAAGGGAUUGGAUCGUCAUAUUUAGCUUUCCAGAAUAGCCAUGCCUAUCAGCCUGAUGCUCCUGCCCUGUAAGCAUGUUGUUUGAUUUGUUACUACAUUCUAGAUUUUGUUUCACUUGUUCAUAUGUGAAUUGUUGGAUUGUGUGUUUUCCUUUAUUGUUUAUGAUAUUUAUAAGCAAUUUUCUUCUCUAA
This is a messenger RNA of Vitis vinifera (wine grape), 2557 nucleotides long. Its product is annotated as exocyst complex component EXO70A1. The coding region runs from base 266 to 2101 and encodes 611 amino acids. NCBI's taxonomy places the organism in Eukaryota, Viridiplantae, Streptophyta, Magnoliopsida, Vitales, Vitaceae. Gene Ontology annotation, biological process: exocytosis. The record is from RefSeq and is a predicted model, not a curated record. Gene Ontology annotation, molecular function: phosphatidylinositol-4,5-bisphosphate binding. The transcript is spliced from 2 exons. Gene Ontology annotation, cellular component: exocyst.